This is a messenger RNA of Phycodurus eques (leafy seadragon), 1443 nucleotides long. RefSeq names its product high mobility group nucleosome binding domain 1b (gene hmgn1b). The transcript is spliced from 6 exons. The coding region runs from base 186 to 458 and encodes 90 amino acids. The record is from RefSeq and is a predicted model, not a curated record. Gene Ontology annotation, cellular component: chromatin; nucleus. Gene Ontology annotation, molecular function: nucleosomal DNA binding. Lineage: Eukaryota; Metazoa; Chordata; Actinopteri; Syngnathiformes; Syngnathidae.
CCGGUUUGAGCUAGUUUUCUUCCAAUGGAACAUUCUCAUCUGGCUACCCUGUAUUACAUAGACUGGACGAGUACAGCUUUAUCCGGAGUAUACGACUACACUACAUUUUUGACCCCUAUUCAGUUACAUUUCGCCGUUUGUUUGUUUGUUUUUUUUUUCUCCGCUCCCUUUUCCACACAUCUACCAUGCCUAGAAGGAGCAAAGACGAUCCAGAUGCAGCUGAAACAGCACCCAAGAGGAGAUCUGUCAGAUUGAGUGAUAGGCCCACAGCUGCAAAAGCAGAGCCCAAACCCAAGCCAAAGAAGGCACCUGCGAAGCUGAAGAAAGGGAAGGAGGUGGAGAAGGCCAAGCCUGAGGAAAAGGCGGAGGAUGCCCCUGCUGAGAAUGGUGAAGCCAAAGCUGAGGAAGAGGCACCAGCCACGGAUGCGGCGGAGGAAAAAGAUGAGGAAGCAGAAUAACAUCUCUCAAACCACAUCUUUACCAAUGCUCCCUGUACCUCUUUUCUUGUACAAUUCAGGGGAAUAUUUUUAUCAACUAUUUUCUAAAUACAGGUUUUUUAGUAGUUUCUAGAGAACACUUUUUUUUUUAUUUUAUUUUAUUUUUUUAAUUUUUAUUUUAUUUUAUUUUUUUACAAAAGACAAAAAAAAAAGUCAAUUUGAAGACGGGGAAAUGUCAUCACAUCCCACAAUUUUUUUGCUCCUCUGAAAUGGCGGCGGGGGUCAUUGUAACUGUCGGUGGUUUUCAUUUCAAAGUUGUUUUAAAUGUGAAGGAAGGGAGGGUCCAGGAUGGGUUACAGUGUCCACAAGCAAACAUGGUCAUAGGAUCUUGGUCUACAACUGAAAGUGUGCCUGUGUGGAUUACAUUCCAUAUGCUUUAAAGGGACAUUGUAUGUAAUCUGUGCUGGGGCAGAGGUGGACACAGUCACACAUUGUUUAUAAUGAAGAACAGUGUUUUAGAAUGUUUGCAAGCUUUGUCCUCAUGUUAACUCUUGUACUCAUGCAGUUUUAAAAUGAAAUUUGAUCAAUAAAUUAAAAAUUCCUUGUAGUGAAGCUCUCCGUAUCCAAACUAUGUAUCUUCUGUGUUGGUUGUGUCCCAGUUCUGUGAUAGCAUUGCAAUAAAUUUGUAUAGCUGCUGUGAAAAAGGGUUUGCAAUCUCUGUAUACAGUGUAUAAUGGUACAUUGUAUGGAUGGGAAAAAAAUAAUAAUAAUAAUUUGUUUUCUUAGCCAAGCUAGUGAGGUGUGUCAAUGUCAAAAAAACAAAUCUGGUCUAAAAUACCAGCAGACAGCCUGUACAUUUAUUUGAGAUGUCCAAUGCAUACCAGCAGUAGCAAUAUUCACACGACGUUUAGGUAACAGUGCAAGUGUGCGGUUUCUUUUUAUUUGUAUAGAUGUACCUGUGUAAUGAUUGUUAUCAACAAACCAAUAAAGCUCAAUUGGUAGUUGU